AUGCGCCGUCCUGGCACAAAGUGUGAUAGCGGAAGGCCCCUGCCAAUAAAUAGGAAUUCAUUAGGAUUUGGCCCUGGCGAUGCCCUCCAACUCUAUCGCGGCAAAAGGGCCCCGCUUGCCGCAUUCCGUGGGGAAGGCGUGCGCAAGAAAACUUCGCCACUGAGGAAGCUUCGCGACCCCAGGCUCAAAACAAUGCGCAUCGUAAGGAACGGCCGUGCCCCAUUGAGGCACAGGGGUUCUCUUACCGGCCUUGGGCACGCCCCGCCGCUUUAUCAGCAUCAUUCUUGCGGUAGUGGGGGGAAUGGUCUGUACGUUGCCUUCUUUCGAGAAAUCGAGAAGAGUAGAGAACAUUUUAUGUUUUAUAUUGGCAAAAGUCUUCUUAUUUCGCAUAGCUGCUCUCUGAAGGGAAAUACCGAAUAUUUACUGGUGAUGAAACGGUUAAAAAAGGAUGUGAUGAAAGGGAACUUAAGCCGCCACCACGCUUUCCUUCACAAAUUAUACCCCUUCGCGAUGUCCGUCGGGAGUGCUUUUUUUUGGACGCGAAAUUACGUCCGCGAGAUUAUUUUCAGACGUGGCAUAGCCCCGUGA
Molecule: messenger RNA, 588 nt
Organism: Trypanosoma grayi
Lineage: Eukaryota; Euglenozoa; Kinetoplastea; Trypanosomatida; Trypanosomatidae
Exons: 1
Coding region: 1-588 (195 amino acids)
Source: RefSeq, a predicted model, not a curated record